Cyprinodon variegatus (sheepshead minnow) is the source of this 6473-nucleotide messenger RNA. It is a transcript of the gene wbp1, whose product is annotated as WW domain-binding protein 1-like. The transcript has 4 exons. The record is from RefSeq and is a predicted model, not a curated record. Bases 167 to 1045 code for a protein of 292 amino acids. NCBI's taxonomy places the organism in Eukaryota, Metazoa, Chordata, Actinopteri, Cyprinodontiformes, Cyprinodontidae.
AUAUCCGUACUGGGGAGUGUAUCUCGGUCAAACAACAAAAACAUGUCAGAGUGUGACAGAGUGAACCGUUAGCAACGUUCAGUUAUCUGCCGUCUCUGCUGCGGGGCGUCUAUCCGACUGACUGCUAUAUGGUUCCCGUCGUGUUCACGACCGAUAACCCCGAGAGAUGCAGCAUAAAGCACUGGGAUCCAUUGUAGGUCUUCUUUGUACCGGGACCUGUCUGGUGCAGGGAAAGGAGUUCUGUUCGGGGGUAAAUAAUGAACAGUACCGCUGUGAGAUGGGCUACUGCUGUGGAGAAACAGAGUGCUGCACUUACUACUACGAACUAUGGUGGUUCUGGUUGGUAUGGACACUUAUCAUAAUGCUCAGUUGUUGCUGUGCCUAUCGACACCGGAGAGUUAAAAUGCGUCUGCAACAGGAACAGCGACAACGUGAGAUCAGCCUAAUGGCCUAUCAAGGUGCUUCAACCUCCUUCAUAACCCCUCCGCCUCUCAGUUUAAGGUUUUGGAAUGACUGCAAGCUUCCCGACUAUGAAGAGGUUGUAGGGCACCCCCCAACCCCGCCCCCGCCGUACUCUGAAAACCCCCCUGAGUCGACUCCAGCGAUCCCUCCACAAAUAACCCAGCCAGUUUCUGUCUCUCUGCCACAAAUGCUGCCCGACGCAGAGCCAGCAGCGGACUGUCAGGCAUCAAGCGUCUCGUCAGACGAGGGGGCAAUGUCACAACCUGUCCAAUCACUGUGUCGGGAAGAGGAGGAUGUGGAUGUUCUGCUUCUGGGGGCUGCGGCAGACGAGGAAGAUGAGGAGCUUGUAACUCGACGCCGGCAUGUAACUGGCGACUCAGGGAUCGAGGUUUGCGUUUGCCAGCUGGACGUCGACGAGGGCUCGGGGCUCGAGGAAGAAAGCGACGAGGAGAACCGGAUGUGCAGAAGCAACGGCGGGGAGUGCUGCUCUGGACGUCCUCAGGAGACCUUCAGACAGAAGGAGUGCACCCCGGAGCUGCCCAGCCAGGCCCCCAACACCAGCACUGGAGACCACCUGGUGUGAUCCACAGCAUAAAUAACCAGCAAACCGAUGCAGCUUCCAGCUUCACGCAGGGUGAUAACGUUUGCCAUUAUCAUUGGCACGGGGAAUGUUUAAGCUUUAUUCCCCUGGACUGACAUUAACAAAACGAUGAUGAUGACUAAUCAGUUUGGGUUCUGGUUUAGGACAGAUUUAGUAAGAAUGUGAGGAACAUCUAGCUCUUUUUUCACUACUUUUCACAGUGGGGAAUCCAACAAACAUUUUUGCUGCUUUGUUGGGUAUAUUUUUACCUUCCAUCCAGAGUGAAAACAUCACAGAAUAUGAAGAGAAAGAAAGCGGUUGCUUUGGACUGAAAGUAGAAGAGGCAGUUUCACCCUUCCCUCUCAUACAGCGCUGCUUUGCGGUUUUUGUUUCUGUCCCACAUCCUCGUAGAUCAGAACAUUUCUGCCCUAUCCUCCCAACUGAGAUAUAACCUCUGGAUUGACGGCUGUCCAGAACACGGUAAACAACAUCUCUCGGGCAGCCGUCGUGACUGAAAUGAGGGAAGAACAAACGUCUUUAACAGUCAUUUUGAAAUUAGAACCAGAUCUUUUUUCUUUUUCUUUGUUUUUCCCAAAGCUUAAUGCGUUUAAGUACUGAGGGCUCGCUGUGAAAUCUAGGCCACAGCUGCGCAGUGAUGUCAUCUCUAAGGUCAUGGACGCCAUUGGUUGGGAGGGGGGGCUGAACACUUGAGCAGAGAAGACAUCCCUCUUGUGUUUUAAAUGUCAUCCUGAUCUCUUCUUUUGUUUGAAUUUCAUGUUGUCACCAGAGCUUGGUGGUUUCUAAUUAGACGGGUGAAGAGGAUCCUUAGCAUUUACUAACAUGGGGAAGUUCUUUUCCAAUAAAAACCUUGCGGGGAGCUUUAUGUUACCAUUCAAUUUAACUUGUUAUCUUGGAGGGAAUUGUAUCAUCCAGUAUAGGGAUGUUUUUGGUCAUUGUUGAAGGAUGUAGUAGCUCUUUGCUUUCCCAUCACAUAACCAGCUCUGCUUCAGUAAAAGCUACAGGUGUCGGACAUUCAUUCAGGCAAACCUCCUCGCUGUGGCAGUGGGUGUGUGGGGCACUAAAUAAAUGGAUGCUUUUGAGAUCAUUGAAGUGGACUAACAAUUAAAAGCACUGAUUUUGUUCCUUUUUUCUAUUUUUAUGCACGAGGCGUGUCUUGGUGUUUCAUAUUUGAGUGAUUUCACAUUUUCCGUCAUUUUCAAUACUUUCUUCGGUCAUCAUUUAUUGGUGAUCUCUGCCUGAAGCGGUGAAUAAAAUUAAAUUACACUUUUUUUCGGUAAAUAAAAAAAAAUGGGUUGAUUCAUCUUUGGAUGUCUUGAUGUAGUUUUUAUUGAUAACUGGUAACUAGGCAGCUGGUGCCGUUGUGGGUGUGUGUUUUUUCGAUAGCUGUUGUCGGUGUGAGGGAUUUGUGGUGGCAUUUUUCCACUGGCAGUAUAGGGCCAGUAGAUUAGCAAGUCGAGAUGGUUGCAUCCUCUGCUCGGCAGUUGAUUUAGUUUUGGCUCGCCCACAGAAAUGCUUGCAAUGAACUGCAUGUUCCACACCAAUGCAUGUGGCUUGUUUCCUAAACUGUUGUUUGCAUGCUUAGAAAAUGAACUAACCAGUGAGAGAUGGGUAGGCAGCAGGAGAGUGAGGCUCCUGCACAGAAAACUAAAGCUUGUUAAGAAUGAUCAAGCUUUUUCUGCUGCAAUUGUAUGAAGACUGCAGUCCUGACUACAUAAGCACAUGCACACACUGGCUUCUUGGUAAUAUCAGCCUCUGAAAUAUUCCAUGUAGGCAUGGCCCAGCAUGUACAAAAAACCUGUUAGAAUUCCUGUUUAAAUGCUAUUUUAAUUUGGAUUCCUAUUAAGAACCAAUAAGUAAUAAAUGUCACAGGGGAAAAAGAGGUGUGCAGCAGCAGGCUGGGAACAGUAGCACUGUAUUACACUGAGCCUCAAGAAGCUGCUGAAAACUUCCAUCAAAUCUCCUUCAAGUAUCUUGAUGCCUGUAAUUUGUUCAUGCCUACUGGUGUAUUUUAAAAUGGGGUUAUUGCCUGAAUCAGAUGACAGCAGUCCGACUUUGUGCAAGAAGUAUACAGGCAUGGGGGAAUGCAUACCAACAGUUCAGUCCUGUCUAAACAGGAAGGCCUGCUCCACACCAGAACCUGUAUAUUCGUACUUAAAGUGCACAUUAUAGUGAAAUGUCUGGGCUUGUGCAGAUCAAAAUGAAAGUGUUUCCUCUCCCACCAGCCUGCAGCAGCUUUCUUCAGGCUGUGGUUCAGUUUGAACACUGCUGUGGCUAGAGAAUGUAGCGACACACAGCGACUGCACAGAACGUGUCGGGACAGAACGAUCCACGUUUACACAGGAGAUCAAAACUUUACCCGUCAAGGUGCGAUUGUGAUGCAUCACUCAGCAGGUGCUUGAACACGAAGCCAUUCUAACACGACGGUGACCUUUUCAGAGGUGCGGUGUCAAUGUAAGCAUGGCUGCAGACCUUUAGGCAAAUUAGAUAACGUUUGUUUGUUUUUGUUGUUUUCUUUUGGUGUUUUUUUUACAGCAAACCUUAAACAUCCUUGUUGCAUUUCUAUAGGGCAGAUGUCUUGAUUUGAGUUCCAAAAUAAUAUAUAACAUCUGUGUGUGAAAACAAGUGUAAUACUGCCUUAUUAGAGUAGAUAUAAAGUGUUUUUUUUUUUUUUCACAAGUUGUAAUAUUUGUGAAAGCAUGGUUGUCUUAGAGAGCAGAGGAGCACUGUUGUGUCAGUAGAAGGUAGUGUUUAAUCUCAUCCUUGAAAUAUUGGCUGGCUCUCUGCAUAGAGGAUGUGGUAUAUAAACAUUGAAAAACCACUGAGAUGAGGUGGUUUUGUUGCUGAGAAGUGGUUGUUGAGUUAAAGAUACUCUUAUCUAGUUAGCUGUGGCACUGAUGAAAUGUGUUCAGACCAGAUUUUUCAGUUUAUGCUCUUGUUUUUGUUCGUUUCUGUGUGUGUAUGUAUUUGAAAGCAGUUGGUUUGUUCUAUCAGACUCAGAAGCAUGAUAAAAAUCAAGGUUGCGCUGUUACUGUUAGUAUGUGGGUGGGAGGGGAUCGUUGCUCUCAGUGCCUUGAAAAAUAUUCACGCCCCUUUGAAAGUUUUCCACAUUCUGUUUUUGAACAACCACAAAUUUCGUUGUAUUUUAUAAAUUGGGGUUUAAUGUAAGAGACCAACACAAAAUAGUGCUUUUUUAAAAAAGAUUUACACUAAUAAUGUUGAUAAUGUUGCUGCUUUUACACCAGCAGUUCCUGAGGUGUAGGUUUCUAAACCAAUUUGCACAUCUAGAGAAUAUACGUUUGCAAAAAACAGCCAUGCACUGUCAGAUUGGAUGGAAUCCAUUUGUUAACAUAAAAUUUCCAAGCUUUUUGUUUUUGGGUCUUGUUUUUCCUUAUAAACUGGGCCACAUCGAAUAUGUGUAUAUAUAAACCAUUCCAUUAAAGCUCCUGCUUUUGGUUUAGUGUUUUCUGCUAGACUGUUUUUCUUUCUCCAGCCUCAAAGAGGUGUUCUUUUGACCUGUGAGGGUUUUCUUCUUGACACUUUUCAACAUACAGUCAGGAACCCCAAUCAAACAUCUGAGCCCUAACAAAGCAGCUGUAUGUAUAGUGAAAUACUCUGUCGAGUAAUUAUGUGACUAAAGAAAGUGACUGGUUGCACUUGGGGUGUUAGAAUAUAGAGAUGUGAUGCAGUUUUGUAAACAAAACAAUCUUUGAAGACCCCUUCUUUCCACGUCAGCAAUGCGCUGCUUUGUGUUGGUCUACGCCACAGUCUAUAUAAAUACCUCAAAGUUUAUGGUUAAAAUGUGACAAAAUUUGGAAAGUUUCCAAAGAUAUGGAUACAAGGCAUGGUGCGUAUGUACAUAUUUAAUAAGAGCAGGGGAGGGCAGUGAGAAAUGAGGUUAGGUUAGGGGUUCUUUUAUAUCUCCUUUCUUGGUUUUCAUAUAUUUCCUGAGACUAAGGGCUAAAUAUUGGUAACGCGUUGUCUGCAGACAUCCAUGUUCUUCACUGAAGGAUUGUGUUCUUCUCUUUUGAAACCACCAUCACAGUGAUCCACUAUCUGAAACGUAGAGACGUGUAAAGUGAACUUUGGGUGUUCCCUGAUGCGGUAGAGCUCAUAUUUAUAUAUUAGCUGAUUGUGUAUUAACAUGUUUGUUCUGCUUUAGGCUUUAUCCUUGCCUUGUUGUCAGAGGUGCGUGAUGAUGACCUCAUACCACAUGUAUGCUCAGUGAAAACAUACAUUACUGUCUGCUUGUGUGGAUGUGUCCUUCAUAAGAAACAGGCCACAUCCAUCCAUAUAGAUCUGCUAAAGCCCUUCUACAUUUCCACACUUUAAACGCUCCAAGCUAGAAGUUGUUUUUUUGUUCACUCUCAGGGUUAUAAUUGAGGAAAAUAGGAGCUAGAGUAGAUUUCUAACCCUCCGUCUCUUAAAAAGCCAAAGGAAACGCUUCAAGAUCGUCCCGUUCAAUAUCCCCUCCCCUACAUCACGCAUCUCUGUAAACUUUACUCAACUAGGCUAUGCAAACAUAAACUUACUGUUAUAUGCUGCGACUCCCUUUCUGUCAGUUGUCUGUGGGCACCAGUACAAGCAAUAUUAACUGUCAGUACUGAUGGCACUUCGCUGUACUGUAAUCAAUGAAUUUGUAUGUAUUUCUUUGGAAAAAGAGUUUAAAAAUAUGUACUUGUAAUGCUACUUUAAUGACAUAACUCUGUAUGCUUGUGUCUGCUGAGGGGCUUGAGUUCAACUGUUUUAGCUCACAUGCCUCCUUUUGUUUUUGCUGUUUGUUAUAUCUGUCGCCCUAAAUCAACAGUACUUUCCACUCCUGACUCAUGGACGAUGAACCACAUGUUGAAGCUGUGCACUCAGAGAAACGUUGAUUAUUUUUUCUUGCUGCUCACAUUUUUAAAUGCGGCUUUCUUCUCGUUUUCAACCCUUGUGGAAUUUCAGAGAAUAUUUAACCGUUGCCUUUAAUCCUCUUAAUACAGCACCAUGAGUUUUAUAUAAUAUACACAUGAAAGACCUCAACGUGGAACACAGUUGGGUUACAGUAAACCAGCACAUUUUAGGCUGAAUUCCUCGACAUUUAACCUAAAGAAUUAUUUUUUUUUUGGCAUCUGUAAUCUGUAUAUUUUAAUUUUCUUCCCAUAUAUCAUACACAAUGUUUGUUUUUUGCCAAAAAUGAGAAACGUGUAAAUCUGAAAGGGAAGCAGCCAUUUACAGAAACUCAACUCUUUCUACUUUUGUUAUUCUGGUACAUUUAAAGAAGCCAAAUUGAGUAAAGUGAAAUACAAGAAAGAAAAAAAACAGCACUGACUAACGAAUGAAAAUGCUUCGGUUUUGGUAACAAGUCUACUGCGUACUGUCCGGGUCAUCGUUUGUAUUUUAUUUUUGUAAUAAAACAAACAUUGGCGCUCUG